AUGGCGUGGCCAGUCACGAGACGGUUGGAUGGGAAUGAUCCGGAUUAUGUGUUUCUGGAAAUGUUGGGAUAUGGUGUGUCCGGAUCCGUUGCAAAAGUCCGCCGGUAUAUUGCCAACUUUGCCCACGAUGUGGCGUGGGCCGAGAGGACACAAACAUUGAGGCUAUACAUGAAGUUUUACGAAGGCGGUGACCUACAGAAGGUUAUUACCGAGUGUAGACAUCAGGAAUUGCCCAUUCACCCAUUUAUGGCGACUUACUGGGCUAUGGAGAUUGCGAGGGGCCUAAAGGCCUGUCAUGAUCAUGGGAUUAUUCAUAGAGAUCUAAAGCCCGCGAAUGUGCUUUUGGAUAUGCCGUACAUCUAUAACAGAAUGCUGUGGGGAGUCACUAAAGGGAAGGUACUAAGGGACGAUGUCAAAACACAUGGGAAAGCAUUCCUAGACUGGUUUAAAUUCCCAUUUCGUUUGCCCUGGUGCCAUAUAUCGGAUUUUGGAUUUGGGAAAUUCACACCGGCAGCGCUCUUUUCUGAAUACUAUACUAAGGGCUCCCGGGGCAGCGUUGGAACUAUGGGUUAUAUGGCACCCGAGGUUUUGGGCGAGGUUAGCGCUAGGUACGGGGCAACACCCGGAGGAGCAAACGACGUCGUCAAAAAUGACCCAAAGUUCUAUGGCAAGUCGGAUGUCUACAGCUUUGGAUGCUUAGUCUACAACUUAUGUACCAGCAGACCACCACCUAUAGCUACAGAAUGGUCUACUCGAAUCCUAGAAAUACCCGAUACCUACCCGAAACUUUUCAGAGGGAUCAUUUCAAAGUGUGUGGAUUUCAACCCCGAAAAUCGGCCAAACAACCGAGAUCUAUCCAAUGGAAUGGCCGAUGCAUUUAUAGAAAUUCAAAACUGCAGUCUCCUGAGCGACUUGGAUAAGGUUCUCCAAGAUUUGAACUCAAACCCCGAUUCAGAUAGUACAUACAUCAAUAUCAUGGAUUUACGGCCCGAAGCCACUAAUUCGGAACCUACGACAGAUACAGGAGACCUCUCAGAGCGCCAAAAGAAGCUGGACAAUGCCCUUCGUCGAACUCUAGCAGUGGGCAACUGCGAAAUGAUGGCUUUAGCAAUCGAUUUCGGUGCAGAUGUUAACGCAAAUGCAUUUGAGUCCAUUGCACAGGAGGAUUGGGUGGCCUCCUCAAGUAUGCCGAACGUGGGAGUUCAUUCAUUUCAGCCAGGAGUCUUUGAUUUAUAUGAAGCCGAGUUAGCCGAGUUGUUCAUGCUGGUAGGCUCGGGAGUGGUAUUCCCACUAUUGACUGCUGCCACUUUCAAUGGCUUGAGCGAAUGUGUAGAACUCCUUAUCUCAAAAGGGGCCUCUCUGGACCACGCAAAAAACAAAGUCGACCCUUUGGUAGUCGCGGCACUCCUUGGCAACAUAGAAAUUAUUGAUCUUCUCGUUAUGAGAUGGGGUUUCGAUAUCGAUGCUACGUCUAUCAAUCCGCAUUACGUUUGGCGAGAGGAUGCCCCGAUAGUAGCAGCGGCUAUGGCCGGGCGCCGAGAAGCAGUGAGAAGACUACUCGAACUUGGUGCUUCAGUUGUAGCACCGAGGGAUGAUGAAGGUAAGUAUCCUCUUCACACUGUCUUCGAUGUAGACUGGUCUCUUUUUGCACACUUGGUCUCCCUAGAUGAUCUCCAGGUAUGUGUUAAGAUGAUUUGUGAUGCUGCGCCGGGAGCAUUUCAUUUGAGAGAUAAGAAAGGGCGUACACCUCUUCACUGGGCCGUUGGAAGAGCCGAUACUGUUGGGCCCCGGUUUGUGAAGUUCCUAAUAGAACAAGGCGCUAAUCCGUAUGCCCGAGAUAUUUACGGGUGUGACGCCUACCAUGUCACAAGCGCCAGCAGAGAUUUCGGGUUGGUGGUCGUCGCUGAUGCAUACCCUGAAGUCAAGAAAGCGUUAGACGGGUACGGUUAUACGAUUAGAGACAUUCGUUAG
This is a messenger RNA of Orbilia oligospora ATCC 24927, 1971 nucleotides long. RefSeq lists its product as uncharacterized. The coding region runs from base 1 to 1971 and encodes 656 amino acids. The transcript has 4 exons. The record is from RefSeq and is a predicted model, not a curated record. Lineage: Eukaryota; Fungi; Ascomycota; Orbiliomycetes; Orbiliales; Orbiliaceae. Gene Ontology annotation, molecular function: ATP binding; protein binding; protein kinase activity. Gene Ontology annotation, biological process: protein phosphorylation.